CAUUCGAUCGAAAACAAUCACGCCACUAUAAGACUGGUUACUGGCCUUGUUCACAUAGAUCAGCUGUUCAAGGAUAAGAAAGAUCAAACAGUAUUAAUAAGUUCAGUUAAUAGUUAGUGUUCUUAAACAAUAAAAUAACGGUCAUUUCAGUCUAUGAAAGUUAAGGUAUAGGAGACAUAAUUUUUUAACAACCUAAACAAUGGCCCCAAGGAACGCUGCAGAAAAUCCAGACUACGAAGGUGAUAGAUUGGGUCUUGAUCAAGUGGAAGCACUUAUUGCAGAGCCCAAUCUUAGUCCCAAACGUCCACCUAUGGUCAUUGUUUGGCGCAAUGUGGUGCUUUUUAUUUUUCUUCACUUAGCUGCACUAUAUUCCUUAUUACUGAUUCCAAAAGCGAUGUACCAAACACUCCUAUGGACUGCAGUCAUGUAUUACCUAGCUGCUAUGGGAAUUACAGCAGGAGCCCACCGUCUAUGGUCACAUAGGUCAUACAAGGCAACACUACCAUUACGGAUAUUUUUGGCAUUCUGCAAUUGUAUAUCCUUUCAGAAUUCCAUUUAUGAAUGGGCUCGUGAUCAUCGUGCUCAUCACAAGUUCUCAGAGACUGAUGCUGAUCCUCAUAAUGCUAAAAGAGGAUUUUUCUUCGCCCACAUGGGUUGGCUGCUCGUGAAGAAACAUCCAGAUGUGAAAGAAAAGGGGAAAAUGAUCGAUCUUUCAGAUCUCAAAAAUGAUAAAAUUGUUGCAUUUCAAGAUACGCACUACAAGAAGCUAGUUUUGUUUUGUUGCUUCAUCCUGCCAACAGUUGUUCCAGUUUAUGGUUGGGGUGAAAGUGCUUUCAAUGCUUUCUAUAUUGCUGCUAUUUUGCGCUACACGUUAGUAUUGAAUGCAACUUGGUUGGUCAACAGCGCUGCCCAUAUGUGGGGUCAGAGGCCUUAUGAUGAACGCAUCAACCCUGCUGAAAACAUGGGUGUUGCUUUCUGUGCCACUGGUGAAGGGUUCCAUAAUUAUCACCAUGUGUUUCCUCAUGACUAUUCUACUAGUGAGUUUGGCUGGCAUUUUAAUCUUACUACCAUGUUUAUUGACACAAUGUAUUUUCUUGGCCAAGCUUAUGAUAGGCGUAAGAUACCCAUGGAUGUCAUCUUGAAACGUAAACUUAGAACCGGAGACGGCUCUAAAUGUUCAUCAAACCCUCUCAGUUAAAAAGUCAUUUUAAAGCCUUUUGGCUAAUUUUUAAAAAUCUUGAUAUUAAAAGCUUAUCAGGAAAACAGUAAACUUGUCUGUCCCUGUUUCCUAAGUAUUGUCCAGUUGGUCCACAAUUUUAUGUAGGGUUAAGAUUCAAAUUUCAAAUAGUCUUUGAAUAUUCCCCUUCAAUUCCGAACAAUACAAUAAACCAUGGACUCAUUUUAUUAAACAUUUAUUUGUCAGUUUUAAGUACUAGUUUUGUUUGUUAUUUGGAGGAUAGAGGGGGGGGGGGAUUUGGAGAAAGAAGGGGGGGGGGGGAGGAAGAAGGUUAAGUCAGCUAUGCCAAUGUUUAACAUUUUUUUUUUAAAUAGCUGUGAGUGUCUAAAGAAUUAAAACAGGCAAAAUUUU
Molecule: messenger RNA, 1588 nt
Organism: Physella acuta
Lineage: Eukaryota; Metazoa; Mollusca; Gastropoda; Physidae
Product: stearoyl-CoA desaturase
Biological process (GO): unsaturated fatty acid biosynthetic process
Cellular component (GO): endoplasmic reticulum membrane
Molecular function (GO): iron ion binding; stearoyl-CoA 9-desaturase activity
Source: RefSeq, a predicted model, not a curated record